This is a messenger RNA of Danaus plexippus (monarch butterfly), 3878 nucleotides long. RefSeq names its product hypoxia up-regulated protein 1 (gene Grp170). The coding region runs from base 157 to 2856 and encodes 899 amino acids. The record is from RefSeq and is a predicted model, not a curated record. NCBI's taxonomy places the organism in Eukaryota, Metazoa, Arthropoda, Insecta, Lepidoptera, Nymphalidae. Gene Ontology annotation, biological process: negative regulation of hypoxia-induced intrinsic apoptotic signaling pathway; endoplasmic reticulum unfolded protein response; cellular response to hypoxia. The transcript is spliced from 9 exons. Gene Ontology annotation, molecular function: ATP binding; ATP-dependent protein folding chaperone. Gene Ontology annotation, cellular component: endoplasmic reticulum chaperone complex.
UCAACCAAAAAGAAGAAAACACGUUAAACUUGACGUGGACUAUAGUAGCUGGCCCACUUUGCUAAGUAAUAAUGUACUAGGAAAUAUAAUUAAUAUAGCAUUAAAACAAAAGUGAUACAUAAGUUUAUGAGACUUGAUGUGAAAUAAAAAUUUAAAAUGGCUCUACAUACCGUAACCUUAAGUAUAUUGUGUUUAAUAUUACCAAUACUGUUUAAUCAAAACGUGGAUGCGGCGGCUGUUAUCUCUAUCGAUCUCGGUUCAGAAUGGAUGAAAAUCGGUAUUGUCUCACCUGGGGUGCCGAUGGAGAUUGUUUUAAAUAAAGAGUCCAAGAGGAAAACGCCAGCUGUCGUCGCAUUUAGAGACGAUGUUAGGACAUUCGGUGAAGACGCUGUUACCGUUGGUGUACGGUUCCCGAAAAAUUCCUAUAAAUAUUUGCUGGAUCUUCUAGGAAAGCCGUAUGAUCACCCACUGGUACAGGAAUUUAGAGCAAAAUUCCCGUACUAUGAAAUAGUUGCCUCAGAGAGAGGUACGCCUGAGUUUGUUCACGAUGAGAAUACAAGAUAUAGCCCUGAAGAGCUCAUUGCACAACUACUGGCUAAAGCAAAGGACUUUGCCGAAAUCAGUCAUGGUCAACAAAUAACGGAAUGUGUCAUCACAAUACCCGGUUACUUCAAUCAAGCGGAACGUCGCGCUAUGAAAGAAGCUGCUGCACUCGCCGGGCUUAAUGUCCUACAACUCAUCAACGAUUACACCGCCAUCGCCAUUAACUAUGGCAUAUUUAGGAGAAAGGAAAUCAAUGAUACAGCGUGGCAGGCUUUAUUCUUUGAUAUGGGAGCGAUGUCAACAAAGGCCGCUCUAGUCGAGUACAAAACUGUCAAGAUAAAGGAUAAAGGCUAUGUGGACACCGUACCACAAUUACAAGUCCUCGGAGUAGGUUAUGACAGGACGCUCGGUGGUUUGGAAAUGACCCUUCGUCUUCGUGAGCAUCUCAUCAAAGCUUGGGAGUCUUCAGGCGGAGGUGACGUCAGAGCCUCGCCUCGUGCCAUGGAAAAACUGCUCCGGGAGGCUGAGAGACUCAAGAUAGUAUUAUCAGCCAACAACGAACAUUACGCACAGAUAGAAAGCCUCCUAGAUGAUAAGGACUUCAAGCACUUGGUGACGCGAGCUGAAUUCGAAGCCCUAUGCUCUGAUCUAUGGCCACGUGUGUCGGGAGUGAUCCAACGUGCGGUGUCGGGGUGGUCGGUCGGCCGGCUGGUGGUGGCGGGUGGUGCAUCACGUGUCCCCGCUGUACAGAGCGCUCUACGGGAAGUCGGUCUCGAACCUUCGAGAUCUAUUAACGCUGAUGAAGCAGCGACCAUGGGAGCCGUCUACAGAGCGGCGUCUUUAGCAACUGGCUACAAAGUGGCAAGUCUGAAUGUCAGGGACGCAGUGGUGUUGCCAAUUCAAGUGGUCUUCAGCAGACAUAUCGACGGCAAUGACAAACUGAUAAAGAGGACUCUGUUCGGGCCCAUGAACUCCUAUCCCCAGAAGAAGGUUAUUACAUUCAACAAGCACACCGAAGACUUUUCCUUUAACGUCAACUACGCUGAAUUAGAUCACAUACCAUCAAAUGAGUUGAAGAAUAUCGGCUCUCUCAACUUGAGUCAAGUCGUCCUAACCGGCGUCGGUGAGGCGCUCUCGAAGAAUUCAGGAGAUAACGUGGAACACAAAGGCAUCAAAGCGCAUUUCAAUUUGGACGACUCUGGUAUCCUCAAUUUAGUUAACGUGGAAUUUGUCGCUGAAAAAACUGUCACAGAGGAAGAGGACAAAGAUAGCACUCUAUCCAAAAUAGGCAGCACUAUAAGUAAACUGUUCGGAUCUGACUCGGAGUUGCCAGAGAAAGCUGAAGAUAAACCGGAAGAUAAGGGACCGGAAACAGAAAAUAAGGAAAGCGCCAAAGUGAAUGAAACAUCCACAGACAAACAGAAUGCCACUGAGACAGACAGCAAGCCGAAGCCAAAAAUAGUUGUUAUGAAGGAGCCCAUUAAGUCUGAGGAACAAAUACUGAAUCAGCUACCAAUGACUCCCGAGCAAUUCAAGAAUUCAAAGACCAAGAUUACGAUAUUGGACAAUGUUGACAAGAAGCGCAUCGAGAGAGAGACGGCCUUGAAUAACUUGGAAGCUUUUGUUGUUGAUGUUCAGUUAAAGAUAGGCAUGGAUGAGUACGCUGAGUGCGGCACAGAGGAAGAAAUAGAGGAGAUCAGGAAAAUGUGCGCAGAAACAUCGGACUGGUUGUACGAUGACGGAUACGACGCCCAAACAGAAAUGUACGAAGAGAAGCUGAAUAAACUGAAGGAAAAAACAAAUCCUAUCUUCUAUAAACACUGGGAGCACAGGGAACGACCUGACGCCAUAGCCGCUAUCAGGAACUUACUGAACAGUUCGAAGGACUUCCUUAAAAUGUCCAAAAACUUCACAAAAGAAUCCAAUUCGGAGAGAGAUGUCUUUACCGAAGUAGAAAUCACGGUGCUGGAAAAGAAAAUAGAGGAAACUGAAAAUUGGCUGCAGAAGUCUAUAGAAGAGCAAAAGGCCAUGAAGAAGAACGAAGAUGUGAAGCUGUCGGUGGACAGUAUAAGGGAGAAGAUGGCGAAUCUCGACAGAGAAGUCAAAUAUCUGUUGAACAAGAUGAAAAUCUGGAAGCCGAAGAAGCCUAUCAAGAAAGAGGAAAACAAAACCGAAACGGUCGUCGAGCCAGAAGACAAAGAAGUCAAAGAAGACUCCGACGUUGAUAACGAUGAGACGGAUAAGGAGGCUGGUGACACGGAAGUGCCGCAAAUAGGUGAUGGUGAUGACGCAGUAGAACAUUCCGAAUUAUAAUAGUGAAAUGCGAUACCUUAAUUUAUUUAGUCUAAUUUAUUUUUAAUGUCCAUGAUGUGGUGUUCUCUUUUUGUACUGAAUUUAACGGCGGCACAAUUUUAUAUAGUUGCUCACCCGGCUCUUUGAAACUCGAGUGUUCCUAUUGAGUCUUAUUUUGUUAUAGUUUUUGUUACAUGUAAGUUUGUAUGUGUAUGUCACUAUCUUUAGAUUUCCUAUUCUCACUUAAGUAUACUACAACUAACCAAGUACCAUGGCAUAAAUUAGUGCAAAAAGCGAACGCGUCGUGUACUAACUUAAUCUCUGUAUAUUUUUUUUUAAUACGAUGACUUUUCAUAUACAAUCAAUUCAUCGUUCGUUGAAUUUGACUUUGACAGUUGUUGAAAUGUUAGAUUUUUUUUUAAUUUUUCUCUAUCUAUACGAAACGUUGGUUGCAAUCAUAAUUCCAAUUUCAAUUGUUAUUUGAAUUAAUUGAUGUUCUUAAAAAAAAAAAAACUUAUAGUAAUUCAUUGAAAACUGUCAUCAUCAGAUUCACGAAAUCUUAUUUAAUUGCAAUGAUUCUAGUACUCUUUAUAUUGAACAUAAUUUUCUUCGUUCUCAAAUGUUUUAAACAAUGUUCAACUGAAUCAUAGAAAAUUUUCAAGCAGAAAUAUGAAAUUUUAUACUCAUUAAUUAAUACUUUAACUUUUUUUUAAUGAUCUGUUUUUUUUUUAUCUGAUUUUAAAUCGGAUUCUUUCUAGAAACUUCGCAAAGACCCCAAGAUAAUGUACUAAAUUACUUUAUAGUAAAUUGUAUGUGAUAUAUAUCGUAAAACAUUGAUGUUAGUUGGAUUCUGGUACUUGGAUGUAAAAUUAAUGCAAUGUCUGUCAGAAGAUAGAAAAAAAAAAACAAAAAAAAAAUGUGCGUCUGUAAUAAAUUUUGUUUGUUUAUAGUAUUAACUAUCAAAUGUACCAGAAAUAGUCUGUUUAAGUGAGAAACAUUCAAUACCCAGUCGCAAAUAAUUAAAAUAAAUUAUUAAAUGACAA